AACAGUGGAGACCGGCCGGAGGUUGACGGCGUUAGUUACGGGGACGGUUGUGUUUUUCGUUUGUUCGUCCGAGAUAAUACCUAUACGACAUGGGUCUGGGGUGUUGGGACACGAAAAAGAGGGAAGCGUUUGUGGAGAGUUUUGAAUCCGGAGGAACUGAUGCACCGUGACGACAUCGGGCAUCAAGUACAAAGGAGGACGAACCAGACGACGUUUUCCCCUGAACCUCUUGAACCCCUUGAACCACUUAAACACCUUGCCCUAUACAGCUAUUCUAUACAUCCCACUACAUUACACGCACGACACUUCCAAUACUCAAGAUGCCCUCCUACGAUAUCGCCCAGUACCUGCUCGACAGAGCGAAUAUCCACGACACAGUGACCAGAGUGCCCCUCUACUACGACACCGGCGACAUCACCGGCCUGCUCAACCACGUCUACGGCGAGACCAUCGAGAUCGACUACAGCUCCAUCACGGGCGGCAGCCCCUUCACCACCUCGCGGGCCGACUGGACCGCCCGCGUAGGCGGCCUGUUGGACGUCUACACCUCCACGCAGCACGUCACGUCAGGCAUCAUCGCCCACCUGCCGCAGCCCGGUGCGGAUGUGGUCCGGCCGGAGAAGGUGGCCGUGCAAGCGCAAGUGUCGGGGAAUAUGGUGGGGAAGGCUCAGGAUGGUGGCAGCGCGGGGGUGCCGUUUACGCAGAACGGGGGUCUUCUCGAAGCCGAGCUCCAAUGGGAUGCGGCACUCGAGGCACAGGGGCAGAAUCCUUGGCGGAUUACCAAGUAUAAGGUGGUUAAGAAGUGGGACAGGCGCGAGCAGGUCGGUUCUGGUUCCUCGUCGGAUAAGUAAGUAGGUAGGCGGUUGUGAGUG
Messenger RNA from Chaetomium fimeti, 872 nucleotides. RefSeq lists its product as uncharacterized. The transcript has 4 exons. The record is from RefSeq and is a predicted model, not a curated record. The coding region runs from base 321 to 851 and encodes 176 amino acids. Lineage: Eukaryota; Fungi; Ascomycota; Sordariomycetes; Sordariales; Chaetomiaceae.